Penicillium canescens is the source of this 627-nucleotide messenger RNA. RefSeq names its product mitochondrial 54S ribosomal protein bL33m. The record is from RefSeq and is a predicted model, not a curated record. Gene Ontology annotation, biological process: translation. Gene Ontology annotation, cellular component: ribosome; mitochondrion. Gene Ontology annotation, molecular function: structural constituent of ribosome. The transcript has 2 exons. The coding region runs from base 30 to 212 and encodes 60 amino acids. NCBI's taxonomy places the organism in Eukaryota, Fungi, Ascomycota, Eurotiomycetes, Eurotiales, Aspergillaceae.
CUCGAACAAUCCACUCCGAGCCGCCCAAGAUGGCCAAGAAAGCGAAGUCCCGUACCAUUGCCGUCCGGCUAAUCUCCAUGGCCAUGACGGGCUACUACCGCACGAUGAUCCGGCCGCGUGUGCACCGCCCUCUCAGCAUGAUGAAGUACGACCCCGUCAUCAAGAAGCAGGUGCUUUUCCUUGAAGCGACCAAGGGCGGAAAGAACAAAUAAGCUAUUUUGCUUUGCGCUUGAAUCGUGGUUCUCUCGGUCCUUCGAAUCUUCAAUCAUCGGUCGAUUUGUUUUGCGCCUCGAGUGAUUGGAGUUCCGUCCGCGAUUACCCAUGGAUUGAUUCCGAUCUCCUGCCUUGAAGCGAACCUGACUUUUUAUUUUGUUGGAGCCGCCAUCCCGAAAUAUGUCCGACGAUGCUUGAGGAUUUACGUGAACGUCUGUGGAUUGCGAUACGGGUCUCAGGGGAACAGUCCCUGUGUGUACAUUAUUUACUGGAGGAUGCAACUUCCGAGGAAUUGUGAUUCCUACGGUUUCUCGGAUAUUCCAUGGUAUACGCCCUUUUGGCGGAGCAUUGUGUUUGGCGUUAAAGAGAAAUACAGAUCUGGGUACCUCAAUGAAGAUAAAAUACAUAUUCCAC